AUGGAAGAGGCUGAAAAAGUGAAAGUUGUGGUCCGAUGUCGUCCGAUUUCUCAAACUGAAAUCGAUCAAGGCCAUAAAUCAGCUGUGAAUUGUUUAUUUGAUGAAAAAUCGGUGGCGGUCAAUAAUCCAAAUGCGCAGGUAAGCAUUUUGUAAAUAUUGGUAUAGAAUUGUGAAAUCAAGUUUGCUCUAUUUUUAUUUUUGUGUAGUUCUCUCGGAGUUCAAACCCUAAUUAUAAAUAAGCUUUUUGUGAAAAAAAAAUAAUUUUCAAUUAUUUUUGCAAAAUGAAUAAAAAUACUUUCAGGAACCAUCUCGAUCAUUUUAUUUCGAUGCCGUUUUUCCGCCAUCCACAGAUCAAAUGACAGUAUAUAACAUCGCUGCAAGACCAAUUGUUGAUAAUGUUUUGAAGGGAUAUAAUGGUGAGUGGCAAAACCGGCUGAUUUUUUUUUAAAAAUUGUGCCACGUAAAAUUUGUAUAGGUUCUAGAAAUCUCAAAAUCUGACAAAAAACCUCCCCUCAUAAUUUCUGAAUUCCAAAACACCUUUUUUCAGGCACAAUUUUUGCGUAUGGUCAAACUGGAACUGGAAAAACAUUCACAAUGGCCGGAGAAAUGGAUAAACCAGAACUGCGGGGAAUUAUUCCCAAUUCAUUUGCUCAUAUUUUUGAUCAUAUUGCCAAAUGUCAGCAUGAUACAACGUAAGAGAUUUUUGAAAUUUUAGCCCAAAUCUGGUCUCGAAAUUCUCUUACAAAAAAUUUCAAUUUUCAGAUUUUUGGUUCGUGUUUCGUACCUCGAAAUUUACAACGAAGAUAUUCGAGAUUUGUUAGCGAAAGAGGGAAAUGUUACAAAUUUGGAGAUAAAAGAAAGACCAGAUAUUGGAGUUUAUGUCAGAAAUUUGUCAUCGAUUACAGUUGGAAGUGCAUCACAAAUGCAAAAAAUAAUGGAAUUUGGAAAUAAGAAUCGAAAAGUUGGAGCGACUGCAAUGAAUAUUGAAUCAUCAAGAUCUCAUGCAAUGUUUACUGUCACUAUUGAAAGUAGUAAGGUGAGUCGGGGAAAAUUUGGGGAAGCCGGGAAGAAUUUUUUGUUUUCAAAAAAAAACUGAAUUAUUUUGAAUUCAGGAAAAUUUCUUGAAAGAUGUUUUUGCCACGGCUCAUUUGCAAUUAAAAAUUAGGUGCCAAAAAAUCUACGUGGCAUUGUUUUUAUGAAAAAAAUUGAUCAUAAUUUUUUUUCUGAAAUUUGGGUUUUUUUCCCAUGAAAAAUUUAAUUCUAGGGCAAUAUCGUUACACAAGGAAAACUUCAAUUAGUCGAUUUGGCUGGAUCUGAAAGACAAAGUAAAACUGGAGCACAAGGAGAACGAUUAAAAGAAGCUGCAAAAAUCAAUCUAUCACUUUCAACACUUGGAAAUGUGAUAAGUUCGCUAGUCGAUGGAAAAUCAACACAUAUUCCUUACCGAAAUUCGAAAUUAACCCGUCUUUUGCAAGAUUCGCUUGGCGGAAAUUCAAAAACUGUUAUGAUUGCGAAUAUUGGUCCAGCAACUUAUAAUUUCGAUGAAACAUUGUCGACUUUGAGAUAUGCGAAUCGCGCGAAAAAUAUUCAAAAUGUGGCGAGAAUUAAUGAGGAUCCGAAGGAUGCGAUGCUUAGGAAGUUUCAGCAGGAAAUCGAGAUUUUGCGGAAACAAUUGGAGGAAGAAGAUCGAGAUGAUGAUGAUGAAAAUGAAGAAGCUUGGCAGAGUAAAAUGCGAGAUAUGGAAGCGGAUAUUGAGAAAAAACGGAAAAUAUUAGAAGAAAGAGAGGGAAAUGAUGAUGAAACGAAGAAAUUGAGGGAUGAAAUGUUGGAAAGGUAAUGUUUUUUAUUUUGAAACAUUUAAAUUUGGCACUCUAAAAUCCACGUGGCAUAAUUUUUUAUUUGAAAUUUUUUUCCAAGUUUUUUUCCCAACCCAAAAAUCCACGCUACAAAAUUUUUCUCUUAGACCAAAAAUCAACCCGGCGUAAUAAAAACAAAUAUUUUUGCAGUGAAAAUGAAUUGAAAAAAGCUCGCGCGGAACACGAAAAACUUCGCACCAAACUCAAUCAAAUGGAAUCAAAACUAAUUGUUGGCGGUGAAAAUUUGUUGGAAAAAGUUGAAGAACAAGCAAAACUAUUGGACGAAAAUAAUCGAGAAAUUGAAAUGUCAAAAAGUCAUGAGAUGAAAUUGAGAAAUCAAUUGGAAGAGAGAAAUAUUGCCAAAAUUGAGAUUGAGGAAAAGUUAGUUCUUUUUUAGAAUUUUGGAUGAAAAAUAAAUGAUAAAAAUUUAAGACAUACUUCACUGCAAGAGGAAAGUAUUUCAAAGUCGAAAAAAAUAAAUCGAGUUAUUACUGAUUUGAAAGAAGCUCGAGCUGAAUUGAAAGAUUUGGAAGAAGAACAUCAAAGACAAGUUGAAGCUAUGUUGGAUGAUAUUCGACAAUUGAGAAAGGUAAGAGGGAAUUUUUCUUGUGACGUGGCAGUGUGAAAAUGUUCAAAACUAGUCAAGUAAAUUUUGAAUCCCUUAAUUCUUAAUUCUCAAACACAAUUUCCAGGAACUCUUAUUAAACGUGGCAAUAAUCGAUGAAUACAUCCCUCAAGAAUAUGUUGAACUAAUCGAGAAAUAUGUUAGUUGGAGUGAAGAACAUGGAGAUUGGCAAUUGAAAGCCAUCGCUUAUACGGGAAAUAAUAUGAGAGCUGCCGCACCGCCAACAACAUCCACUUUUUCGGUGAGUACUGUAGUUUUGUAGCUCGAGGGAACGGAGCAUUUUGAGAUCGAAUAAGCCUAGGAUUACUGUAACUCCUAGAAUUCUCUGACUUAAUUUUUUUUGAAAUUCAAAAAUCAACCGAACGUGAACUUCUCCUAAAAGCAACGUGGCAGUUUGAAAUCCCCCAUUUCCAUUUUUAAAAAUUUCCUAUGAAUCACACUUGUUUUUUUUUGCGUUACCAGUUUUUUUUCUUCGAACUACAAAAAGUACCAACGUCAGCAAUUCGUAGCUUUACUAAUUUUGGGUUACUGUAGUUUUCUUUUUGUUGAACUCUUGGAUUUGAGAUGUUUGCGUAAGAUUUUCGUGGGGGAAUACGUAGUUAUGACGUGGCAAAGCUGGGAGAAACGGAAACUUGGGCUGAACUAGAAUCUCAAGCUAACAAAAAAUUUUACGUUGAAAAUAUGGGUAUCACUGAAACCUAGGCUUACAAGGAAAGGUUUUCAAUGUUCCCCCAAGGAAAAAAUCGAGAGUAUGUGGAAUGUUGAGGGUUCCCAUGGGUUAGAAAAACCCUAACGGGAAUAAGGAGAAAAAUGCCUUGUUUUAGAAAAUUUUGGUGUUAUUGAUUUUUGCGAUGAAAUUUUUUAGAAAAAUCGAAACUUUUUUCAAAAUUGAUGAAAAAUGUAAGUCUAAAAAUCCAUUUGCAGCGCAAACGGCGUACUUUAGUAUUACUUCGACUAAAAUUAGGAAUAAAAUAAUUUUGGUCCCAAAAGUCCACUAAAUCAAAAAAUCCAGUUUGAAAAAUUCAUAGAAAAUCAACGUUUUCGUUGUGAAGGAGAAGUUUGUGUGAAUCGAGACUAUGAUUUUUGGAUUCUACGGACCAAAUUACGUCUGUUGACCGUCAUAAAUUUUUCAAGUUCCGUUCAUUUGAAAAUGGAAAAAAUUAUUUUUUGUGUUUUUUGGUGACCAUUUGAUCAGAAAAACCCCAACUAAAAAAACCAAAUUUCAAAAAAUGUCUAAUUUUUUGAUAAAAAGUUUCACAAACACGUAAUCGACCAUUCUGAACAACUUCCACGACUCAAAAGUUCAUGAAAUAGAUUCAAAAUCGAGUUACAGAUGCUCUAAAAAUCAAAAAGUGGUGUAAAAAUCGACCUAAAAUACAUUUUUUCUCGAGAAUAAGGCAUUUUUCUCCUUAUUCCCGUUAGGGUUUUUCUUACCCACGGGAACCCUCAACAUUCCACAUACUCACGAUUUUUUUCUUGGGGGAACAUUGAAAACCAUUCCUUGUUAGGCAUAACCAAAAUCUUAGGCUUACGCUUAACUAAAAGCGUAUGCUUAACAAAAAAUUUUGGCUGAAUCUUAAACUUAACUCAAAUCCUGAGCUUAUUGGGCCAAGACUAAUUCAGGCUUCACGAAACUUAGGCUGAGAUUUAGGCUCAACCAAAAAAUUUUAAAAAAAAGUGAUUUUCUUUUGCGAUAUCUGAAAACCCACAAUAUUCACAGAUCAAAAUCCACGUGGAUUUCUCGAAUUUUUUCUGGAAAACUUUUAAUUCUCAUUUUUUCAGACAAACAAUCAAACAAUUCCACUGUUCUACUCAUACAAAAAUGAUCUCGGCGCAUCUUCAAUGGAAUCUCGACCAAGAACCAGAUCCGGGAAACGGUAGGCCCGAUAUUACUUUUUUAAUCCGUUAUUACUAUUUCUGCACUACAUUUUCAACGGAUUUUCAACUACGUUUCUAUAGUUUUUCGAACUAAAAAAUUGGAUUUGAUAUUUUUUCUAAUUAUUAGUAUAGUAAUAUGUAUUUUUUUCAGGGAACGAGAUGCUGCAAAACUCAAACAAUUGUUGUCAUGA
Messenger RNA from Caenorhabditis angaria, 4550 nucleotides. The record is from the annotation of a GenBank genome assembly. Lineage: Eukaryota; Metazoa; Nematoda; Chromadorea; Rhabditida; Rhabditidae.